Messenger RNA from Lutzomyia longipalpis, 10939 nucleotides. RefSeq lists its product as uncharacterized. Gene Ontology annotation, biological process: protein dephosphorylation. The record is from RefSeq and is a predicted model, not a curated record. Gene Ontology annotation, molecular function: calcium ion binding; protein phosphatase regulator activity. Bases 5197 to 7926 code for a protein of 909 amino acids. The transcript has 11 exons. Lineage: Eukaryota; Metazoa; Arthropoda; Insecta; Diptera; Psychodidae. Gene Ontology annotation, cellular component: protein phosphatase type 2A complex.
CAUACAUUCAGUUGUACUUGAGAGUUGGAUUUGAUCAAAUGUGCUUCUUUUACGCGUUUCCAUCUCAUUUAACUACUUUUCUCUGUACCAACACACUCCAGACGCGCGCGCGGGGGUUAUUCAAUAUUGCUAUUGGGUAUGAGAAGAGAAUAUUUCGCGUAUGUGGUGUUUGAAGAAAAUUUGACCCAGAAUCUCGGAAGUGAAAUGAACAAAUAGAUUUCUUAUGAUGGUGCUUCUUUGAUAUUUCUCAUAUACAGUGGAGUCAGUGUGAGGAUUAAAUUAAGAUUCUCUUAUGUACAUACAUACUGGGAGUGUCGCCACAAGGAUUACCAAAACAAAAAUUGGAUAAAUUCAUCUCAUCCCUUCUUCAUACAACAAAUAUUUAGUGGAGAAAAUUGUGAAAAGUGGUGCAGAUUUUUUUUAAUUGUCCACCCUUUGUGCUUUAAAUGUUGUUUUAGUUUUAGAGAUAAAUUUUACAUAAAUUGGCAGAGAAUGCAUGAGAUUUAAAUCUCAUGCAGUGUAAUUUUUUUUUCAACCCAACUUUGCAAUUUUUAUGACGUACCACCAACAUGUAUAUUAUGUGAAUAUUUUAUGCAGAUGAAAUCAGAGAGACACGACAAAGUGGAUAGAAUUUAUUGCGCGGCUUUUUUCGGCGGGAUUCCUACACUCUUGAAGUAUAGAUGAGAAAAAAAAAUCACGGUGUGCAAAAUAAGAGAGAAUAAUAUUGAGUUUGCCCACUAACGCGUGAGGGAAGGAAAAAACAAGCAAAGAUGGAAAAAAAUGUUGUGUUGUGAUCUCGCGGAUCGGUGUAUAUUUCUAUUUUUAAUGACACACAAAAAAUUAUUUAAUUUUUUAUCAUCUCAAUGUGUCUAUGUGUGUGCUGAAGCAAACAAAAAAAAAUAACAACAUUAGUGCUUUGGGGCAAGAGUGGAGGAGCAAGAAGAGUUUUACAAUCAUCUCAAUGUGCUUCUUAUAAAAGUGAGAAGAAAGAAACUCGAGGAAGAUUUUUGUUACGUGAGAUCAACUUCUAAAUAUAAGACAACUUUGGAUGUGUCUGCCACUGCACAAGUCUCCAAUAAACUUUCGGUGCUGUACGGAGAUCAACUCUCAUGCCACACAAGCUAUGUGGAUCACGCACUUUUCUCUGCAUCGGCAGUGUCUCUAAAAGUGCUGCGGAUUUGAAUGAUGAAGUGCGGUGAGGAGUAAAUGAACGCAGAGGGGGUGCUCUUAAGUGUGAGAAGAAUAUGAAAUAAGUUAUUUACUUUGCAUUGCGCGAUCACCGUGGAUUUCAUACUCAAAGUGCGCGCGCGCGUACGCACACGGACGGAAAAGAGAGCGCACAAAAUAGGAUCAAAAAAAGAAAGAAAGGAGAAAAAAUAAAGGAAAAGAAAAGGCAGAGUUCGAUUGGACUUUGUGUAGCAGCGGCAACAUUUUGCUAAGACGUCAGGGUAUUUGAGUGCGCGAUUUUGGCCUCAGUGAGACACACAAAAUCCCCAUCUAUUUUCGGGUGUGUUGAAUGCAAAGGACAAAGUAAUAUAGAAAAUUUUCUUUUUUCGAGUGAAAGUGACAGUGUCUGGCACAGCAAAAGGCACUAAAUAAUCAUUUCCCCCCUGACUGGAACAAUCUGUGUGCUGGCUGUACUGUGUAGCUGCGGCUAUGCUGGCAAAGGCGUGAGACAUAUACAAUUUAACAGAAAUAUUUUACCCACAAAACCCAAAAAGAUUUCACGCGACAUCUCCAAGUGGCAGGACAAAGUGGAUUUUACAAAGUAUUUCCGCGAGACAAAAUGUGAUCAAGAGUGACUAAUAUAAUUUUUUUGUGUGUGUGGCAGCGGAAGAAGUUGAAAGGAAUAUUGUGGAUAAAAAUAUAUCUCACGAAGAAGAGCCCAGCAUUAAAUAAAAGGAGAAAAAACAAGUCGUGAAAGUAUAAGAAAAGUCUCAUAAGAAAGUGUCAAGAAGAAAAAAGUUUUUCAAAGCAAGAACUAUGAAUGAUCAAGAGGAGAAAUAUAUUUCUAACUUCUCGUGUGUUUGUGAUUGAUCACGCAAAAAUAAUAUUUCCCAUAUAAUUUGAAGAAAAAAAUAGAUAUAUCUAUUUUCGUGAAAAUUAAUGACGAUCGCCGAAGUGAGAGUGAAUUGUAAGAUCAGCGUAGUGUGUGUCUCACAAAUAUGAGCGGAUUUCACGCAAUAAUCGCAAAAUAACUAAAGAAUGUACGAGAAGAGCUUGAUGGAGUUUUUGAUGUUUUGUGUGGAGUGAUUUUAGUUUUUUUUUAAAUUUAAACAAAAAAUAAUAAUAAUUCUGUGUCAAUUUAAUUAUCUAAUAUAAUCAACGGCUUUGCCACAAAAACCACAAAAUCUGUCUCACUCACAGAAGACGGAGUUUAUUUGCCAAAUAAAAAAUUACAAAACUUAAGCGCCAAGCAUCUAAGCAAAGGAGGAAAGGUAUUUUUCAUAUAAACACAAGAUCAACUUAAGAAAAAAAACAAAGACACACAAAUCUCUCCCAAAGAAACACAAAUUAACGUUGUUGAUGCUUCUUUGAAAAAGGCUAAAUAAAAAAAAUCAUUGUGAUAACAUUCAAAUAUGGGAGUGAAGGAGUAAUAUAUAAACUAAUAAUCUGAUAAAUCUGUUGAUUAAUUUCUUUUCUCAUUUGAAUGAGUUGUGUAGACAAAACAAAUGGAGAAGGUGUGUGAAUGUUAAUUUUUUUUUCUCCCACAAAAAACCCUCAAAACAUUAUUUAUAUACAUAUGUAUUAAGGAAUUAAUUCAUUCUCCUAUAAUCACAAAAGUACAAAUCACUAAUCCGUAUCCAAAAAAAGAAGAAGUUUUAAAUUAAUAAUAGAAAAUGUAAAUUGGGAGGAAGGAAAAAAAAACUAAGCUUAUAGUGGAACAUAAAUAGUGGAAAAUUAGAUACUCAAAUCGCAUAAUUAAAUUAACAUAUCGAUACAUAGAGCAGAGAAAAAAAAACACCGACAAUUGAGAUUAUAAAACGCACAAUUGCACACACUGUAAGUAAUAUCUCAUUUUUGUAAUUUUAUUUCUUGCAAACUAAUUAACUUAUUAAUCUACUAUUCAUACGUUACAUUUUUAUGGAUCUUUUAUUAACUUUCCCUUAAUUGUGGCAUCGCAUUCUUCUUGUUAAUCUUUAUGGAAAUUCUUUGCGCAAAGAGUGCGAGAUGAUGUGGAAAGGAGUUGAUCUAAUGCUAUCGCUAAUUCAAUCAGAAAAUGCUCUCACAGAAAGGAGAGAUUCAGUUUUUUUUUAAAUACAGUGAAUGUCCAAUACAACGAGCGUCCUUAGUGGCUGUACGUUGUAUUGGUGCCUUAUACUGUAUAUUCUUAUCAUGAAAUUUUAUUUAAAUAAAUCUUCUUUUAAAAUCAAAAUUCUCGUCUAAAAUUCAUUUCUUUAAAUAUUAAAACGUUUUUUAAACAGACUGUACAAAUAAAAUGAAUCUCUCUUUUUCAACUCUGACCGCAUGUAAGAGCUUUUCAUGUAGAAUGCUUGCCUUUUGUGACACAAUUGCCUGCGUAGAAAAGCAUAAUCAAAAAUGAAUUGAAUGAAUAUGGAGUUUAAGAAUGAGCCAGAACAGAGAGAAUUGUCAGAAUUAGAUUUAAGCCAUUUGAUGUAUUAAAGGAAAUCCUACAAUGGAUCAAAAACUCAGAGAGUGCAAAGAGAUGAAAUUAAGUGGACGUGGAAUGCUCUAUUGUUGCCAUCCAAUUGCCAUUUCCUCGAGCAUAUUUUUGAGGUUUCUUCCAUCACAUGUUGAAGGACUAAAACCAGAAGAAUUUGCCUUUGAGAAUGGUUCUUUGAAAUGGAAAUUCAAUUAAAUGGCCAACACUAAAUCAAAGCUCUGUGAGUAAUUCAAAGGUUGAUUCAGUUAAGCGAUAAAAAAUAUAUUUCGUCACACAAAAUUAAUAUUUUCGUUUUUCGUAGAAAAUUAAAUUGAUAAAGAAUGGUCGUACAGGUGAUUUAAACAAAGCAAUUUGAAGUGCCUUUUUUUAUUUCUCUCGUGAGAAAUUGAUUAAGAUCGUAUGAUUGGGGUUUUAGUGUAAAUCCAAUUGCCCCUCAAAAUGCCUAACACACAUAAAACAAUUAAUCAAAAAUUUUCACGUGAAAAAAAAAACAAAGUAGAAAAAAAUUACCAAAUGUUAGGUAGUGCAAUUGGAGCAAAUAAAAAACACGUUUUGCUCGCUUGAAAAUAUAUUUUAUUGCACAUUAAAAGAUAUUACAUAGCUAUUCGAUUAACUAAAGUAGCUAUUUUUUUAUUCAUUGCAAAAAUUAAAGUGUUUCCAAUUAGUUUAGCAAAUUCCAAAUCAAUUUUUAAAUCUGAUUUUAUAUACAUUUUAUUGAGAAUUUUAAAACUUGAUCAUGAGGUGAAAAAAAUUAUGGGAGUUUUUUUUUUCGAAAGGAGUUUAUGCAUUUUGAUGGUUCUGUAUCAGAGAGCUUAUGCUUCAUGCAAAAUUUGAUCUUUAAAUUAAGAUAGAGGCGUGAUUUAAAUAUUUUCGAACAAUUUAAAAUAAUAAUUUAUUAAGAAGAAAUAAUUUGCGUUGCUACGUAGCAAUUAUUUGCCCCUUGAACUUGGGGAUGUAUUUCUCAGCAUUUAGCACAGCAGAUGAUCGCUUAGCAAAUCGUCAUUUUAAACUUUAUCAUUGCUGCAAUCGCAUCUUGCAUAAUUCGUUUUCCACAGUAGCCUGAUAAGUAUCAGUGAAUGCACUCACGUGAAACCAGCCGCAGCGUACAUAUUUGAGCGCGCAAUGUGAAUGCAGAAAUUCGCGAGAAUGGGGUUAAAUUAGCAAAAUUAGUCUUGGACAUUUUUAGCUAAAACCACCGCGAGUUUGAUGUGAACUCCUCAGCUGGUGAUUAGAGAGAGAAGUUUUCCACGCAGUAGUGUGGCAUCGUACCACAAAGUUAGUGAUCUUGUGAAAUCAUCUAUGGCGAGAUUUGUGUGCAUGUGCAGUGUGUGCAACAUUAUAAACUAUCCCGCUGCUUUUAUCUCGUCGUCUUAGAAAUAUAAUUAAUAAAAAAAAAUAAAAUUGAUUGUGUAUCAUCAAUGGGAAUGCCGCACACACAUAAUUGUUGAUAAAUUCACAAGAGUCGCUCUCUUCUCAAUAUAUACGACCUCUUCAUCAUCAUCAAGCACCACAACUUUUGCUCUAUUGCGACUACUACAUCGCAUUGAUUAAUGACGUGAAUAAAUUCCUCAAUGAGUAUGGCAACUACUGCUAAGCAGUCCUCGACAGUGCGGAGUCCAUCAGCAGCAACAGGAACUGGCGAAGGGCAGGAGGACAUAGCGACAAUUGCAAAGCAAAUCUCAGAUCAUGCGGAGGCGAUCUAUCAGACGUGGAAGGCUCGUGGUCUGGCUCCGACGGAGAUACUGAAUUGUCACACAGGUAGUGACGCAUUUGGGAAGACGCUAACGCCAUCCUCAUCGCCACAGCGUGUCGUCGGGAGGGAUUCACAGUCGCCGGUGGCCGAAUUGUUGGCACAAGCGCCGGAUAUGUCGAACAAUAAUUUAGAGAAGUUGGUCAAUUCGUUUGUCAGUGAGGACAAGGCGCGAAUAGCGGCCGCACGUAAAUCAUCAUCACCAUCCCCAAUAGCUGGUAUUGGCUCAAUAAAGCAUACAUUGCAGAAAUUUGAGAGUAACACUGGUGGUAGCAAUAGUGUGGUGAAGCCCAAAUUCACACGUACAACCAGCCCACAGCCGAGUGGUGGUGUAAAUGCCCUCAAUAAGAAUGUACCCGAUGUGCUGAUAGAUACAAUUGAGCAGAAUCUCGGGAAGCGUGAACGUGAAGCGAGCCCACAGAAGCCACAAACGCCAGCAAAGCCCGCCAAUUUGAUCAAUCACGUCUCCUCGUGGCCACUUAAGAAUCGCGUGGCAGUUGGAAAAAAUAGUAGUAGUGGUGGUGGUGGUGGUACAACAAGUGGUGUCAAUAGUGCGGGUGUAACGAGGGUGGAAGAUGAGAUACCCACAUCGACGGCAGCGGCACUCGUGAGGAAGCAGCAGGAGAAGCAGCAGCUGGAGAAGAAGGAGCAGAGGAAGGAGCAGGAGGCAAAGAAGAAGACGGCUGAUCUUAUGGAUGAGGUGACACGCGAAGAGGAGCGCCUCAUAAACGCCCUCAAGACUGGAACUGUUCUCAAUAGUGAAAAGAGUCUUCCUGAAGUGAUCACAUCGACACUCAAUCAAGAUGUUACAGAUACCACGGAAAAUUCCACCGGGGAUCUACAACAGUGGAAUAAUUCCGAUGUAUCUGGGCAUCCACCCCUUGAUGCCUCUCAUGCCAAAGUGUGGAAUAAUAUGGGUGAUGCAGAUGGGAAGCCAACCCUUCCGCAUCUCAAUAAUAAUAAUAAUAACAAUGUGAUUGCAAAUAAGGAGAAGGAGGAUACUCCGGCUCCUGUGAAAAUUUUCAAACCGCGUACCCUUCGUACCACGGAAGCAGCUGUCCUGCCACAUCAUCCACCUGAUACGCAGGUGAAGAAGGACAAGACAGCGAAUCCCGUUAGGCCAUUUCUCACACGAGGAUCAGUUGCUGAGCGUGUGCUGAUCUUCGAACGGUGUCCAUCGAAGGCGCCACCCCGCAAUGCCCUCAAGGAGCCAUCGAAGCUUCAGACGAAAACACCACUCCCAAAACCACAGCAAAAUCACACAACCCUUCAGAGGCAUAUCAAAGGAUCACUACGGAGUGUCUAUAUUCCAAGAUUUCAUUUUCCAAAUGGCAAACCAGCUCCUCAAAUAAGUAUCGAAACAGCAACGCAACGUAUAGCAUCGUGCGUUGCACAGUACCCCAAUUCACAGAUUCAUCGUGAUGAAUUUCAUCAGAUUGUAUCUGUUUGUGGUUUUCCUGUUUACUGGAGAGCACCCCUCUUCAAUUGUACCCAACAUACACCGAGUGGAUGCGUCGAUGGCCAUAGUUUUGUUGAUUUCUGGAAGAGGAUGUCGCUUAAUUGCCACGAUCUCCCAUCGAAGUUCGUCUACAUCCUGUCAAAGGGUAAUCGUUCACGGCCAUAUAUUCUGCCCGAGGAUUUAGCCCCAUUGGUGCAGGAUGUCGUGGAUACACAUCCUGGCCUUGCAUUCCUCAAGGAAGCCCAAGAAUUUCAUUCACGCUACGUGCACACGGUGAUUGCGAGGAUAUUCUACAGCGUCAACCGCAGCUGGUCAGGAAGGAUAACAGUGUCCGAAUUGCGACGUAGCAAUAUCCUGCAGGUGAUCCAGCUGCUCGAGGAGGAAGAGGAUAUCAAUCAAAUUAUGGCAUACUUUAGCUAUGAGCAUUUCUAUGUGAUCUACUGUAAAUUCUGGGAACUCGAUCGUGAUCAUGAUUUGCUCAUUGAUCAAAAUGAUCUUGCACGACAUAAUGAUCAUGCGCUGUCGUUGCGUAUGAUUGAGCGAAUCUUCUCGGGGUGUGUGACACGUGGGGGUGUAAAGAAUCACAAUAUGGGUCCAAAUGGUCCUCGGAUAACCUACACGGAUUUUGUGUGGUUCCUCCUUUCUGAAGAGGACAAAUCCAAUCCUACGGCCAUUGAGUACUGGUUCAGGUGUAUGGAUCUCGAUGGUGAUGGUAUACUCUCCAUGUAUGAAUUGGAAUAUUUCUAUGAGGAGCAACAGCAGCGAAUGGAGUCAAUUGGCAUUGAGACGCUACCCUUUGAAGAUUGCAUUUGUCAGAUGCUGGACAUGAUAAAGCCCGUUCGUCCGGGAUGCAUAACACUGGGUGAUCUUAAGAGAUGCAAAAUGACUCCAAUCUUCUUCGAUACGUUCUUCAAUCUCGAGAAGUAUCUCGAACAUGAACAGAGAGAUCCAUUUGCCACAUCCCGCGACAAUGACGAUAUGUCUGACUGGGAUCGCUAUGCUGCCCAGGAGUAUGAAUUGCUUGUUGCGGAAGAGGGUGGUGGUGAUACACAAGGGGAGGAAUUAAGUGGUUACGAAAGGCUCGUACGAUGAAGAAGACGAAUAUGAAUCAAAUAUUGACAUCUUGGAGUCCCAACUUGAAGACUGCAUGAGCAACAUGAUCAAUGAGUGGUAGUAAAAAGUGUCCAACAGAAUGAACAAGAAGCAGAAUAUUUUCUAACAAAAAAAAAACAUCAUUUCGAGAGAGAGAAAAUGAGAUAAGAAAUUCUGUAGUGUCUUUGGCAUAUUAAUUAAAUAAUAAUUAAUAUAUGAUAUUCAAUUGAAAGUAAGUAAUAAACCUUUUAAAAUUAUAUAUUAGAUAUUAGUAGAUUGUAGUGGAAAUGAAAGAAAAAAAAAUGAUAUUCUUGUAUUUUGAGAAUAUAAAAAUAAUAAAUAAUAAUGUAUAUUGCAUUUAGUUAUAUGAAUGCUUCUCCACGUAUAUAAAGUACAUACUAUCUACCUAGCGGAAAAAAUAAUGAAAAUUUGCUGAGAAAAAUUUGAAGAAAAAUCGUGUAAAAAAAUUAAUCGUGAAGAAAAAAACAUUUGAUAUUGCGAAUUUAGGGAGUUUUAAGGACAUACUGCAAAGUGCACGAAUUGAUGAAGAUAAAAUUGAUCGAAAAUAAGGAAAGAUUCUUUUUUAUAAUUUGAAAAAAUUAAAUAUUACGAUGAAGAUAAAUUAAGAAUAUUAUAGUGUGUGAUAAAAUUAAUAUUUUACAAAAUUUCUUUGAAACUUUAGUUCUCCACAAAGACGCCCUGCGAGGUAAAAAAAUACAAAUAAAAAUGCUCAGUUUUAGAGAUAUUUUGGCAAAGAAAAAUAAUAAUUUUUAAACGAACCAAAAUAAUAUUGGUGCUAAGUUUUUUUCUUAAAUAGAAAGUUAAAAAAAAGUCUUUCAAUAAUUCUUUUAAUUUGUAGAGAACCGCGAAAAUUGAGCUCAAUUUUUUUCAACAAAUAAAAAACCAAUGAAGAAUGACUUCUUUUAACAUCUUCAAUUGUAUAAAAAAAUUUCCAAAUCUUUCUUAAUUUUGGUAUAAAAGAAAAUUUAAUUUCUUAGUCCUUUAAAAUCGAAAAAUUAUCAUUUUGACGAUACAACGCGUUUACCGGCUAGUGUGGGGCAAGAAAAAAGAAUAAAUUUAGAAAAUAAUUUUGUGAGGAAAUUAAGGAAAUUCACGAAAAGCAACGGAAAAACUUUAUGUAGGACCUUUUUGCUAAGUAUACGUGAGUGUGUGAAACUUAUAGAGGAAGAAAAACCUAGACUAAAAAAAUCAUACAUAAAAAUCAGCAUUGAGAAGUAUUAUCUUGAUUAUAAAAUUUAAAAAAAGAAAAAUAUCCUUUAAUUUUCCGUCUAUUUAAAAGAACAAGUUUUGCAUAAAUUGAACAAAAAUCACAAGUCUUCUGAAAAUGAAAAAUAAAUAAAGAGAAUAAAAUUGAAGAGAAAAAUGUGAAAUUGAAUAAAGGAAUCGCUCGGAAGGAUUUGAAUGAAGGAUAAUAAUUUUUUUUUUAUAAAAUAGAAAAAUCAAUCAUCAAUAGGUGGAUUCCAUUGUAGAGAUAUCUGGUCAGGAAAAGCUAAUAAGAAAAAAAUAGAAAUAGAUGAUUCAAUAUUUAACAAUAAUUCUGAUAAAUUUAAACAAAAAUAUAUCACUUUUUAUAAACAAGAAAAAAAAACCUACAUAUACUGUGAAAUAUUUUUGAGAUAACAAAACAUGGGAAGGAGACAAAAUGUAUGGAGAAAGUAAAGGGAUAAGAGAAAGCAGCAAAGUGGAGGAUAGAAUGAUAUGAAAAAAAAAAAGAAAAUGAGAAAAAUUUACAAAAUACACCAAAACUAAUUAACUCUAGUUAUUUGCAACUAUAAUCUAGUCCUAUUGUGCUAAUAAAAUAAAUUAUAUAAAGAAAACCUCUUAAGAAAUAAAAUAAAAAGAAAAAUCGAUAUAAAUAGAAGGAAAAACCGAAUGGGGAAAUAGGUGAAAAUCACAAUUUUUCAUUAACUCAUGAACCUUUAAUUUCUUUUUACAAAAAAUAACUUUAAAAUAAAGAAAACUUUUUAUUUAAUUUAUUUAUAGGUGUACAGAUGAGAAAGUUAUUUUAAAGAAAGAAAAAUCUUUUUGCAGUGCGAAAUAAUUUUGUAAUAUUAUUUUUCUUUCUUAUUUUAAUGAAUUAAGUGACAUUAGAUAUUUUUUCUAUCACGUGUGUUAAAUGAUUAUUAAAAAAGAAAACAAUUUAAACAUACAGAAUCAGAAAAAAUAUGAGUGGAAUUCAAGAAAUAUCUCUGAAGAAGAAAAAAAUAUCUCUCACAAAUUGAGAAAAAAAAAUACAACAUAACGUUAAAGUUAUUGUUUUUUUUUGUUUUAAUUCUUAAUUUUAAAUUAAAUUAAUAAAUUUUUUAGCAAAAAGCGUUUUCUUUUUCGUACAAAGAAAGCAAACAAGGAGCUUGAAUCUUCAACUUGUGCUAUUUAAUGGUUUUUAUAUAUAAUUUAUUGUAAAGAAAAGGAAUAUUUGACAAAGAUUUAUUAUUACAAAAUAAAUAUUUUAUUGCAAGAGAAGAGAUGAAUUUUGUCCUCCCAUCUUUUAUGUAAAUUAAAAUAAUACCUAAUAUAUUAUUUUCAAUUAAAACGGGAAGCGAUGAAAAAAAAGGAAAGAAAAGCUAUUAUUAUUAUUAUUAUUGCAAAAACAACUAUACAGAGAGAAUCUAAUAAUUAUAAAUUAUUAAUGUUACAAUUCUAUAUCCUUUUUUUUAAUUUUAGUUAGACCAACUGUUGAACAAAUUUUUGUAGAUUGUAUAAAAUUUAUUUCCUAAUAUAUGUUGAAUGAAGAAAAACAAGAAAAAAUAUACUCAAUAAGAAAAUUCUUAUUCAAUUUCUGCGUGUAAUGAAAAAGAAGAAAUGAGAAGGGAAAAAGAACAAAUCCCGCAAAAAACAAAAUAGAAAAACUCUCUUUGGAAAAGAAAGAAUUUUACUUAAGAAAAUGCGUGGGAGGGAGAUCCAGGAAUUUGUAAUACUGAUUAAAUAAAAAUUUUGUGUUAGGUGAAAACAUAAUAAAGAAAAGAAGAAAAUAAAUUGACUUGAAGAUGAA